CGAUAUUGCGCCUGAUCAGAGCGUUGCUUUUCGGCAAUGGGGCAGGCUCGUGAGUUGGUGUGCCGAAGUCGUUGUGAUCGAUCUUCUCCGGCGGACACGUUUGGUGAUCGCUGGCAUUACGAGAAGCGGCAGCGAGCAAGUUCCCAGCGAUGGUAUGCAUAAUACCCGGACCUAACGGUAGGCCCAGACUAUGGUGUUUUCUGUUUGAACGCCACUCUCUUCGUUACACUACAACUCCUACCUCAUCAAUCGAUGUCAGCUUGGUGAUACCCCCCCACAGAGAGCCACCUUCCUCGCAUUGCGAUCAGUAUUCUUUUGUCGUUUUAAAUACCCCACACUCCAUUUACAGCUAUUUGUUCACUUCCUUCGUAUACCCCGUCGCGCAACAUGGCCACAGUUAUAGAGACCCAGGCUGUUCAACAAAAGAAGAGUGUCGAAUUCCCACCAACACCGCCAGAGACAAUUAUUGAUGGUGAAGAUACAAAGUCUGUCACGUCGAUAAGUGACGGCAAGGAGCAGCUCGAUUUUCCAUUACCACCACCGUCGACUACACCCACACAGGUAUUAGAUGUUGACAAGCCAACACCAGACUCACACGUAGCAAGAGACUCUCGGUUAAUACGGCUCACGGGUGUGCAUCCUUUCAACUGCGAAGCACCUCUGACCGAGCUGUUUAAGGAAGGUUUCUUGACGUCUCCCGAGCUGUUCUAUGUGCGAAAUCAUGGUCCGGUACCAGAAGUUCGGGAAGAAGACAUACCUGACUGGGAAUUCUCCGUAGAAGGCCUUGUUGCCAACCCAUUGAAGAUAACGCUCAAGGAAUUAUUAUCCGACUAUGAGAAUGUGACAUACCCCAUCACACUGGUUUGUGCGGGCAACAGAAGAAAGGAGCAGAAUGUCGUCCGCAAGUCGAAAGGAUUCUCAUGGGGUCCGGCGGGCGUAUCGACAGCGCUGUUCACUGGUGUGGUCAUGAAAGAUAUCCUAGAAAGAGCGAAGCCCUUGAGGAAAGCACGUUACGUGUGUAUGGAGGGUGCGGACAAGUUGCCCAAUGGCUAUUACGGCACUUCCGUCAAGCUCAAUUGGGCUAUGGAUCCUAACCGUGGCAUCAUGCUUGCACACGGAAUGAAUGGAGAGCCCCUGACACCAGAUCACGGGAAGCCGCUUCGAGUAGUGAUACCAGGGCAGAUAGGCGGUCGCAGUGUGAAGUGGUUGAAGAAGCUGAUCAUAACUGCUGAGCCGAGCGACAACUGGUAUCACAUCUACGAUAACAGAGUGCUUCCCACAAUGGUCGAUCCAGACGAGGCGGCAAAGAACAAGAACUGGUGGACGGACGAACGCUAUGCCAUUUACGAUCUGAGCCCAAAUUCAGCUACUGCUGUCCCAGCACACGACGAGAAGCUCGAACUAGCUACAGCGCCGGAGUACUACACAGUGCAAGGGUAUGCGUACAGCGGCGGUGGUCGACGCAUCACCCGCGUGCAGAUCUCUCUCGACCAAGGCAAGAGCUGGAGACUCGGCAACAUUGAGUAUGCGGAAGACAAGUACCGUGCUUUCCAAGAUAAGGAACUCUUUGGUGGGCGACUAGACAUGGACUGGAGAGAAACUUGUUUCUGCUGGUGCUUCUGGAAGCUCAACAUACUAGUCGAAGAGCUGAAAGAGGCAAAGGAUAUUGUCGUCAGAGCGAUGGAUGAGAGCAUGAAUGUCCAGCCAAGAGACAUGUACUGGUCUGUACUUGGUAUGAUGAACAACCCUUGGUUCCGCGUUGUCGUCCACAAUGAGGACGGUAUACUGCGCUUCGAGCACCCUACUCAGCCAGCGCUUAUUCCUGGAGGCUGGAUGGACCGUAUCAAGAAGACUGGUGGCAAUCUGACAAACGGGUACUGGGGCGAGAAGAUUGAAGGCGAGAAGAAAGACGCCGUCGAAGCGGAAGCUCCAAAAGAGAUCAAAAUGACGAAGGACGGAUUGAAAAAGGAAAUCACGAUCGAGGAGUUUAGGGAACACAACAAUCCCGAAACCCCAUGGUUCGUCGUAAACGGGGAGGUCUAUGAUGGAACGCCGUUCCUGGAUGGUCAUCCCGGCGGAGCUCAAAGCAUCAUCAGUGCAGCUGGCCUUGAUAGCACUGAUGAGUUCAUGGCAAUCCACAGCGAGACCGCAAAAGCAAUGAUGCCAGACUAUCACAUCGGCACCCUCGACCCAGCUGCUCAGCGCAUCCUUGCCGAGGGCGAACCUGUCACUGAAUCUGCGGAACCCCGUCCCGUCUUCCUCGACUCCCGCGCCUGGACCAAAUCCCUCCUUCAAUCCAAGACCACCGUCUCCUGGGACACCCGUGUCUUCACCUUCAAACUCGAGCACGAGGACCAAACCCUCGGUCUCCCGACAGGCCAACACCUCAUGAUCCGGCUCAGAGACCCAGUAACGCGCGAGUCCAUCAUCCGCUCCUACACGCCCAUCUCCGAGACCACGAAGCGGGGCUACCUCGACGUGCUAGUCAAAGUCUACUUCGACACGAAAGACCAGCCUGGCGGGAAGAUGACGAAAGCACUAGAUGCGAUACCGGCGGGACACUUCGUCGAAAUGAAGGGACCGAUCGGGAAGUUCGAAUAUAUUGGCAAAGGGGAGUGUCUCAUCAACGGCAAACCGCGGCAUAUCAAGCGCUUCUUCAUGAUCUGCGGAGGGUCCGGGAUUACACCUAUCUUCCAGGUGCUGCGCGCUGUUAUGCAGGAUAAGCAGGAUCCUACGACGUGCGUGUUGCUUGACGGCAAUCGUCUUGUUGAGGAUAUCCUUUGUAAGGAGGACUUGGAUGUGUUUGCGAGGGAGAACACGGAUAGAUUGAAGCUAUUGUAUACGUUGACGAAAGGACCAGAAGAUUGGGCUGGAAUGAGAGGCCGGAUUGGAGCACCGCUUUUGCAGGAGCAUUGUGUAUGCCGGGCGGAUGGGGAGAGUUUGGUGCUGGUGUGUGGUCCGGAGCCGUUGGAGAAGGCUACGCAUGCAGCACUUCUGGAGCAAGGUUGGAAAGAAGAAGAUCUAUUGUUCUUCUGAGAGAGAAAAACUGUACAUUAUGGGGCUGGAGACGGACUGGACACGAAUCUCUUUGUACACAUGUAAGAGCAAUCGGCGUAUGGUGCCUGGAGUCAAGAUUCUAGCCAUUCUACCGGGACGACUUUUCGAGAAGCUUAGAAAGUACCUAAGGAUAAGGAUUUCUUGAAUUGAUAAAC
Molecule: messenger RNA, 3212 nt
Organism: Paraphaeosphaeria sporulosa
Lineage: Eukaryota; Fungi; Ascomycota; Dothideomycetes; Pleosporales; Didymosphaeriaceae
Product: nitrate reductase
Exons: 5
Coding region: 388-3036 (882 amino acids)
Biological process (GO): nitrate assimilation; nitric oxide biosynthetic process
Molecular function (GO): heme binding; molybdenum ion binding; nitrate reductase (NADPH) activity
Source: RefSeq, a predicted model, not a curated record